AUGAAAGAAAGCCUCAGCAAAGAGCGAAAUAAAACGGAAGAACUUGGUGUUGAUCGGGAUAGAACAUAUCGCAACUUGGUUUUACCGCAACAACACUUCCUAAUCAUCCUAAGUGGCAUAUUCACAGCCGAGAACCAUAUUCGCCAUCGCACGAAGGCCAUUGCUCUACCCACAAUAUGA
This is a messenger RNA of Opisthorchis viverrini, 180 nucleotides long. RefSeq lists its product as hypothetical. NCBI's taxonomy places the organism in Eukaryota, Metazoa, Platyhelminthes, Trematoda, Opisthorchiida, Opisthorchiidae. The record is from RefSeq and is a predicted model, not a curated record. Bases 1 to 180 code for a protein of 59 amino acids. The transcript has a single exon.